Cladocopium goreaui is the source of this 1841-nucleotide messenger RNA. The record is from the annotation of a GenBank genome assembly. Lineage: Eukaryota; Dinophyceae; Suessiales; Symbiodiniaceae.
AUGGUUCAUUACUUUUUGCUGAUCCUGAGCGGCGAGGCAGAUGAAGCUAAUCUCAAGAGAGAUGAGAAGAGGGCUUCAGGGGCCAUCGCUCAACGGCAGAUGUACUGUGUGUACUGGGGUAGGCCCAAGACGCAGCGUCGGCGCGCAACAAAAAGCGCCUUGCAACGCCUACAGGAGGCGUUGCAGGAGUUGUCUAAGGAGGAGCGCUAUGACACCCUCCAAGCCUUGCCGCCUGCGGUGAAAGCGGCGCUGCUGAGCCACAUGGAACGGGCCAAGUUCUGUGGCACUGCUGGCGCCGCGACCGAUGCCUCCCUGAGCCGCGGUGGCAGCGGUGGCAGCGUUGCGCCGCUGCGGCACCAGAGGAAUGGCCGCAGUGGCCGCAGCGUGACGGUGCAACGGAAGAGAGGAGGAUGGGUGGCCAGGUUGACAUUGUUGCCCUACCUCUCAGUAUCCACACGAUGUGCUCAGACGUCACAUCAAGCAAGCAGGAUGUUGCAAGUCCUGAACCGAGCCAAAGAUCUGGUGCUCCACCACGAGGGCUGCGAGGCACAGAGUGUGUAUCAAGCCUUGAACGAUGCCUGUGGAGAGCAUCAAAUCUCGCUGACGGACCUCUCGUUGUCCUUCUGCGCCACCGUGGGGGCGGAACGGCUGGUGGGCUGCAGCAUCAGCGGCAAAUACAGCACCUGUCUGGAGGACGUCCUACAGCAGCGACAUCUCUUGUUGCAGGGUCGUGCGGAAGGAUAUGAGAAGCUUCGGGAGGCGUGUCAGAAGGUCCUGCUGACCACGGUGCGGCCCCGUACCUCACGUGUCUUCGGCCGCGCGCGACCCAAAGCCCUGGAGUCGCCCGAUGCGGAGCGAUUGCUGCGAGGUUUGGAUCGAAGACGGCGGAACUUCUGCCAGAAACGAGCGCUGCAGGUGGUGAAACGGGCCGUGAGGGUUUUGGAAGUCCUGCUGGCCUGCGAGAAUCGUGCAAACAUGGCUGACGCGAAGCGGAAAGCACAGGCCCCAGUGACAGCAAUUCACCCCAUGGCGGACGCCGCUGCGCCGGCCGAAGCCCCGGCUGCGACGGCGGCAGCCGCGACAGCGGCGCCUGCAGCCGCACCGGCGGCGUCUACUGCAGCGCCAGCCACAGGCUCCACAGUGAACACCACGGGAGCCGUUGGGGCCGUUGGGGCCGUUGGAGCGGUUGGUCAAAAUCAAAUGUCCUAUGGUGGCUAUGGCCAGAUGCCCGGCUAUGGAGGCUACCAGCCUGGUGGCUAUGGUCAGCCGGGCAUGAUGCAGCCGGGCAUGCCAGGAAUGAUGCCUGGGCAGCCCGGGCAGCCGGGGAUGCCACCGAUGAAUCCUCAGGAUCUGCGACCGCAACUGAAUUUCCGCACGGUGGUGCGAUGUUUCAUGGAAAUUGCGGCCAUCAUCCAGGGAUUCUCGCUGAUUCUGAUGAUGGGAAAUGGUUGGCUCCAAGAGAUGGGUUCCAACGAAGAGCAGCCGCUGCGUCGCUUCGCCGUCUGGCUGGGCGGCUCGGUGCGCUCGGCGCUCAGCGCCGUGGUCCCGGUGAAGGCCUUUCGGAGGCGCCACAAAUCCCUGGAGGAGAUCUGGGACACGAAACCCCAAGCUAGUCGACCCACACGCUGGUGGGUGAUACUGGGCCUGGCCUAUUUUGCGGCGGCGUUCCUGCAAGAAUGGAAUGCUUACAGAAGAACGAGGCAGCAGAUGGGCUCCGCCGGGCAGAAAAGUGGUUUGCCUGGCCCUGACAGUACAGGAAGUCGGAGUGCCAGCAAUGUGUUUGAUUUCUACAUGCAGAAGCAGAAGGAACUUCACAGGCAGAAGACCUCGAAACAAGGUGC